Molecule: messenger RNA, 2990 nt
Organism: Syzygium oleosum
Lineage: Eukaryota; Viridiplantae; Streptophyta; Magnoliopsida; Myrtales; Myrtaceae
Product: probable disease resistance protein At5g66900
Exons: 5
Coding region: 296-2773 (825 amino acids)
Biological process (GO): defense response to fungus
Molecular function (GO): ADP binding
Source: RefSeq, a predicted model, not a curated record
UUUCCGAAGUAAUUACUGACGGAUUUGACCGGAGAAUAGACUUUAACUACUACCUUUAUAUAUAUAUCACCCUCAAGGAUCUCCCUUACCAUUUCGUUCAUCUCAUCCUCCAUUGUUGCUUCAAAGACCGAAAAGCCCCUUUUCCUCCUUGCCUCUGCAGAAAACCCAGGAAGAAACAGAGAGAAGCAUCCUCUGCAAUUCUUGGGACGUGGGUUUCUGUUCUUCGACGUUCUUGGUGACCCAUCAAAGUUUUGGAUCUUCUUGACUUGUCUGGUCUGUGAAGAGAGAACAAAAAAUGCCGAGUGAUUAUGCAGGAGCUUCUAUGCAAACACCGUUCAGGGAGCUGUUAUCGCUGGUUAAAGAUGUAGUGAAAACUGUUCCUGCACUUCAUGGCCAGCUCCAAAAGAUCGAAUCCACCUUGAGCACCAUAGAUCCAAUCAUCAAUGACUUUGACGAGUAUAGCAAACAGCUGGACCGUCAGAAAGAGAGGGGUCUGAUCAUGGACCUAUUGGAUGAAGGCAAAGGAUUAAUCAACGAAUGCUUGAGAAUACACCCGCUCAACCUGUGCAAGAAGCAUACGCAAUCGAAGAAGCUGACUGAGUUCAACGCAGCAGUGCAAAGGGAGUUCCAAAUUUACAUGCCGCUGCUGAACCAAAGGAUCAACGGGGAGAUAUUGUGGGAGAUAAAGGAGUUGAGGGAAGAAUUCAAAGAGUUGAUCCAUUCAGGUCAACUGAACGGCGGGGCCCUCAAGAGCGGGCUCGAGGCUUCGGGCAGCCUUGCCGCCCCUGAGGCGCCCGAUUUCAUUGUUGGGUCAGAGGUGAAGGCGUCCUUGAGCAAGCUUAAGGAGCGGUUGCUUGAGGAGGGUGUGUCUGUGAUUGUUGUGACCGCCAUAGGCGGUUGUGGGAAGACCACUCUGCUUAAAAAAUUGUGUCAUGAUGUGGACAUUGAAGGCAAAUUCAACAACAACAUGAUGUUCGUCCCUGUCUCGGAGAAGCCCAACCUGACAGACAUCGUCCAGAAAAUGAUUCAGCAUAAGGGUUUCGCGGUACCUGUGAUUGAAACAGAAGAUGAUGCAGUUCGUAACUUGCAGCAACUGCUCAACAAAAUAGGACAAAGUCCUGUGUUGCUAGUGCUGGAUGAUGUCUGGACUGAAUCGCAAUCCAUCCUUGACAAACUUGUCUUCAAGAAGAUCAAAGAUUACAAGAUUGUGGUGACCUCAAGAUAUGAGUUUCCUGCUUAUCGUCCUGUGCAUCACCUGAACCCACUGACUCAUGGCGAAGCCCUGGAACUUUUUCGUCAAUCUGUUACUGUUGAUGAUAGUACCAUGGAUGCACUAGAUGAUGAGCUCUUGGAUCAGAUAGUGAAACGCUGUAAGGGAUUGCCAUUGGCUCUUACAGUCGUUGCCAAGUCUCUCAAAGGAAAGGAUCGUUCAUUCUGGCACAGUAAGCUUCUUGAAUGGUCUGAAGGUCAUUUUCUUUUGGAUUCGGAGAUUGACAUCCUAGAUGGUCUCAAAAGGAGGUUCAACGACUUGGAUGGUGACCCUUCCAUCAAGGAACGUUUCAUGGACCUCGGCUCGUUUCCGGAGGAUUGCAAGAUUCCUGCCACCGCCCUUAUUGAUAUGUGGGUGGAAUUGUACAAGCUAGAUUUUGAUGGCGUACACGCCAUUACUGACCUCCAUGAACUUGCUUGUAGGAACCUAGCUGAUCUUCUUGUCACCAGGCGAGAUUCAAGUGACGACGACGACAAAUCAUACAGUAGUCACUAUGCUAUGCAGCACAAUCUUCUCAGAGAGCUGGCUAUCAUGGAGUGCAACCAGGGGGAAGUAGAGAAGAGAGAGAGACUCAUUCUGGACUUGACCGGAAAUAAUUUUCCAGACUGGUGGAGCGAGCAAAAGCCACAGCCUCUCAGUGCUUGUCUAGUGUCCAUCUCCACAGAUGGAACAUUCUCAACACCCUGGCCAAACCUUGAAUUGCCUGAAGCAGAGGCUCUUGUCUUGAACUUCAAGACGAACAAGCAAAUCAAAACUUGUGUUCUGCCUGAAUUUGUUGCGAAAACAGAUAAGCUCAAGGCCCUGAUAGUAACAAACUACAGUCCUUUUCCGGUUGAGUUGGACAAUUUCCAGGUCAUCGGGUCCAAUUUAAGGAGGAUCAGGCUUGAACGCAUCACAGUUCCUUUACUAAGCAUGGGGAACCUAUGCUUGCAGAGUCUGCAAAAGAUAUCCUUUUACAUGUGUGACAUUAGCCAGGCUUCACCGUUGAACGACACCAAAAUCUCUGAUGCAAUGCCAAACUUAUUGGAGCUCAACAUUGACUAUUGCGAGGAUCUUAUGACAUUACCAGAUGGCAUCUGUCAGAUAAAGCCUUUGAGGAAGCUUAGCAUCACAAACUGCAAUAAUUUCUCCACUCUCCCUGAACAAAUUGGGCAAUUGGCAUCCCUCGAAGUGGUCAGGCUUAAUUCAUGUAGAAACUUGUUGCAGUUACCGGACUCAAUUGGAAGCCUUCGAAACUUGAUUUUUCUCAAUAUAUUUGAUUGUCUGAACCUGAGCACCUUGCCUAAUCAAAUUGGUCAAAUGGUCAAUCUCAAGAAGAUAAACAUGAGAGGAUGUCUAAAGUUGUCUGUGUUGCCACGGUCGAUUGUGAAGCUGAGGAACUUAAGGAAGGUGGUUUGUGAGAAAGAAAUAGCUAUCAUGUGGGGGCCUCUCAAGAACAGUCUCAAUAGCUUGGAGAUAAAAGUGCCUGAAGAAGAGGCCAACUUCGAUUGGCCCCGUGAUUAAGGGACAUUUCUUGGAGAUCUGGAGAGACUGAGUUUCACAACCUAAAUUAGGUACGACCCAAGGAAACGGAUGUGAACAUGUACAAGACGUUGCUUCUGUUUCUUUCAUUCCCAUUUCUCCUCUUUUGCUCAUCGUGUCGGGAUUUACUAUUACUUUUAAUAUUUUGUAUAAUUCAUAAGUAUAUAGGAAGUGGUUUUACUUUUGACUUUUCUUUAAA